Molecule: messenger RNA, 662 nt
Organism: Adelges cooleyi (spruce gall adelgid)
Lineage: Eukaryota; Metazoa; Arthropoda; Insecta; Hemiptera; Adelgidae
Product: nuclear protein 1
Exons: 2
Coding region: 109-333 (74 amino acids)
Biological process (GO): regulation of transcription by RNA polymerase II; negative regulation of cell population proliferation; negative regulation of cell cycle
Cellular component (GO): nucleus
Source: RefSeq, a predicted model, not a curated record
ACAACGAACGCAAUAACAAUAUAAUAUUAAGAGUAUAACGCACACGACUGACAACCAUCGCAACGAGUAUUUAAUUUCUGUCGUUAUUCUAUUCGAAAAGUGUUAACGAUGUCUUCUACCGAAGUGGACGAUUACGAAGAGUACAACUACGACCAAGACAAACUGGUCAACAGCGGACACAGUGGUAAAAAUAGGAGCAAGAAAGAAGCUAGCGAGCAUACCAAUCAUUCAGAUCCCAAUGGACACACUAGGAAAUUGCUUACCAAAUUGCAAAACACCGAGACGCACAAGAAGGAAGAAAACGUGAAACCGCAUCCGACCACCAAGAAAUAAACUGCCAAAUGCUAUUACUUCUCCACUAUCUCUUUUGGUUUUUUUUUUUUUUUAUACAAAAAAAAAGUAUUGUAAUAAAAAAGUAUAUUAUCUAAUAAUCUAAUACCAUUGGCCAUCAAGGUUAUUUUUUUCUUUUAACUUUAAGUAAGACCAUUAUUUCAUGUAAAAAAAAAAUCAUGCAAGAUUCUCAUACUGUAAACCUAAUAUUUCUGGUUUAUUAUUUUCUUUUAUUCUUUAUCAUAAUAUAUUGAUGUUAUGUUUUUUUUGAAAUGUUUCGAUACCAUCAAUAAUAUUUUGGUGCAUUUUGAAUACACGUAAGUUUAAGAAAA